AUGGAAUCGGGUUCACCUUCACAUAUGUCGCCAGAGACUUUCACCGGACAUGACCUCAGGUUCUUACACCACUUCUUGAUCACUGCAUAUCCUCAUCUUCCUUUUGGCAGCGAAGACUUGUGGAAAACAUCUCUGCCGGCGUAUGCACAUCAAUGUCCGCACUUAAUGCACGCAAUUCUCUCUCUUGGAGCUUCUCAUCUGUCCUUAAUUUCGCCCAGAGCGGAUGAAUAUACCCCUCUAGCUCUUUCUCACAGAGGCAGAGCGCUUAAAUAUCUGGGUGACGCGCUUGCAACAGUGGACCAAUGCACGAAAACUGAUUUAGACUUGAUCCUCGCCACAACCUACGCACUUACAUUCCAGGCAAAUUACAUGACUGAUGGAUUAGUCGAUUUUGCCGUCAUGGUUCGAGGCUGUACGACUGUUACACGGAAAAUUCGAAGUCAGGACCAAGAAAGGGAUAUGUUCCGUCUGCUUAUGUCGGAAGUUAUAUACGCGCGAGUCUGUUCUCAGCUCCCUUCAACCCCAUGCUGGGAUAUUGACAUUCUCGAAAUGUCUAUUGAGGCACUAGAGGGCAUACGGCCGCUACUAGAGGCAAAUGGCCAUCGAAUCAACUACCACGCCAUCUUAAAUAUAUACCGUUGUAUGCGGAUCUCUGGGCGGCAAGGCUUCAUCGCCUUGAGUGAAUUCUACAACGGAUGGGGAAGUAUGGACUAUCAGGAGUUCAUGGAUUUUCUGGAUCCUGGAAACCAUGUCUCCAGACUGUUGUUGAUCCAUUAUGUUGCUGUGACAAUCAUGAUGAAGCCAGUUUUCAGUACUUUCAAGCCGUCUAUGCGAGAAACUCCUAAGGACACACUCGCUAACCAUCAGUGGGGAAUUGGUAUCUAUAGAGGCCUUAAUGCCAAAUUUCGCGGCUUGGUUGAGCUGCAGUAUCGGUUUAUUGUGACGGAUAAAGCAUGGAUUGAGGCGGGAGGAACGAUGUCUGCAAGCGAGAACGAAACCGAUGUUUUGCAACUAUAA
Messenger RNA from Talaromyces rugulosus, 1017 nucleotides. RefSeq lists its product as uncharacterized. Gene Ontology annotation, biological process: regulation of transcription by RNA polymerase II. Bases 1 to 1017 code for a protein of 338 amino acids. Gene Ontology annotation, molecular function: DNA-binding transcription activator activity, RNA polymerase II-specific. NCBI's taxonomy places the organism in Eukaryota, Fungi, Ascomycota, Eurotiomycetes, Eurotiales, Trichocomaceae. The record is from RefSeq and is a predicted model, not a curated record. The transcript is spliced from 2 exons.